This is a messenger RNA of Paramecium pentaurelia, 1536 nucleotides long. Lineage: Eukaryota; Ciliophora; Oligohymenophorea; Peniculida; Parameciidae. The record is from the annotation of a GenBank genome assembly.
AUGAAAUAAUAAUAAAACCCAUCUAAAAUAGAGUAGCGCUUAGAACCUAUCAUAACAUAAAAUUGGGAAUUAUAAAAUAUUCUUGCUAAAACUUUAUUUAAAGAAUAAAUAAGUUUGUUAGGAAAUUAACUUGAUAAAAUAGAUUAGAAUAGUAAUCUUACUAAGGAUUAAAAAUAAUACUAAAAACAUUUAUAUUAGUAAUAACUAUUUAGAAAAUUAUAAUUGGUUGUUGAACCAAAAUCAAUUCCUCAUAUAAAUUAAAAUAUUGAAGCUUCAAAUCCUGAAUUGAUGCUCUAUGUUUUAAAAGAAUAACUAUUAAGAGAUUUAAAUAUAGAGGUUUUGAAAUCAAAUAAAAUAAAAUCAUUUGGAUUGGAUUAAGUUAUACGAAUUUUUUCUUAAGAUUAGUCUUGCUUUAAGAUUAGAAAUGAAUAACUUGAUUAUGAUAAAAUUAUGGAAGACAAAAAGUUAUUAGAAUUUCAUUUGGUAGAUUUUACUUAAAAAUUAUCAAGCUCACUAUAAAUUCCAAUCGAUUAAAUUGAAAUUUUAGGAGUAUCAAAGGGAAGUUUUGAAAUUAAUUUUUUAAUUAAAGGAAAAACUUAUGAUGAAAUUUAAUAAUUAAUAUAAAAUAUUCCAGCUGCAUAGGUAUAUUUACAUAAAUAUUGUAAUGGGAAAAUAGAAUAUUUAGCAUACUUUGAUUAAGCAAGAGUUGCUGAAGAAUAAUUAGCAAAAAGUUCUGGAAUAAUUCUUACUUCUGAUGAAUUUAAUCCUAAAUACAAUAUGAAGUGGAGUAAUUUUAAAGAAAAAGAAUAAAGAGGACCUCCUGAUCACAGAUAUGAUUAUUAUUUUCCAAGAGGUUGUUAUGGAUUUGGAUUAGAUAUUAAAAAACAUGGAGAAAAUUAAGAUUGGAUAUAAAUGGAUGGCAACCCUAAUGAAUGGAGAAUCAUGUAUCAUGGUACAAGGCAAAAAUUUGUCAAUUCUAUUGUUAAAAAUAAUUUAAUGGUUGGUGUGAAUAAUUUAUAUGCUAAUAACGAUUGUUAAGAUGAAUUUGGAAACAUGAUAAAAGUAGGAAAUGGAAUUUAUUUUUCAAAUGAUUUUAAUGUUUGCACUAGAGAUAGAUAUGCAAGUUACACUUAAGUUCUGGAUAAAUAGUUUGCGGUAAUAUUUAUGAUAAGAGUAAAUCCAAAAAAAAUUAGAUAAAGUUAGAAAAUGAAGUUAAAGAAUUAUUUUGUUGUUAAUGAGUCAAAAGAUGUGAGACCAUAUAGAAUUUUACUCCAUGAAAAAAAAAGGGAUUUAUAAUUCUCUUUCUUUUUUAUUUUUCAAAUGAAAUAUUAUUCCUAAAAGCUUAAAUAUAAUUAAUUAAGAUUUUUAAGUUAAGUAAAAUAUUAAAAAAAGUGUAAAACAUUAUAUUUAUAUCUAGUAGAAGUAAAUAAGCUUAUUCUAACUUGUUAAGAUUUAAUAUUAUGUUGUAAUUUCAGAUAUUUGUAUAAGUAAUUUUAUCCAAGAUCUCAAUUUUAUUGCAUAUUUUAUCUUUCUUGA